AUGUCUGAAACUAACGAUUCCACUCACCAGCAACAACAAGCAAAUCGUGCUAUUCUCACACCAUCCUUCUCAACGCUCAUUGACUCACCAUUCCUAUUAAAUUCCGUUCUCAUCAGUCGGAAUGAGGUUUCUUCAGUCAUGGAGGAAGAAGAGAAGAAGGCGACUAACAUUGAUGAUAAAUAUUCGGAAGAUAAUUUGGAGGAUAAAAAAUCAAUAUCCGAUAAUAAACAUGUUGGAGAAUAUAUGAAGAAUUUAUAUGUACAUAAUAAUGAUAACGAUGAGGAUGUGGAUUAUAUUAAAAAGUCUCAGGAUUUGAUGAAAUCAAUUAGGAAUGGAAAAGUAAUAGAGUAUGAAGAUGUAUCGAAUGAACAUUUAUCUCCUCCGAGAGAUACUCUGGUUAUUGGAAAGAAUGAAAUAGGAGAUUCUAUAGGAUCUGAGAGGUUUUCGGUCAAGCCAACAAUAGAAAAAAGUGAAAAAUCAACUAUUGAAAAACCAAAGAAGGAAAAGAAGGAACGAAGAGAUAGUGGAAAGAAUGAGCAAUCAUCAAUUAUUGAUACAAUAUUUUCACCUUUUUCUUGGAUGGUUGGAGGUUCAUCAAAAAGAAGUGCUGCAGAGCAACAAGAAAAGAAAUCGAGCGAGAAAGCAACAAUUGAGGAAAAAACCCCUAGCUCACAAUCCAGUGAACAACAAUCACCAAGCAAUGAAAAUUCCAAUAAUAGUUCAGAAGAAAAGAAAGCUGCAGCAGAACCAUCAAUCCUUUCCACAAUAUUUUCUUCUAGUCUGUUCUCUUCUAAAAAGAAUUCAGAAUCUUCACAAUCAGAAGAGCCAAAAUAG
Messenger RNA from Naegleria gruberi, 834 nucleotides. RefSeq lists its product as uncharacterized. The coding region runs from base 1 to 834 and encodes 277 amino acids. The transcript has a single exon. NCBI's taxonomy places the organism in Eukaryota, Heterolobosea, Eutetramitea, Acrasida, Naegleriidae. The record is from RefSeq and is a predicted model, not a curated record.